AACAUGCAGUUUGGGUGUGGAGAUAACCACACAACCCAGUGCAAGGAUUCGGUUAAAUAAACAUACUGACAAUGUCUCGACCCAAAAGAGCGGAUAUGGUGGACUCUCUGGCAGGCUUCAGGGCGGAAAAGACCGAACCCUCUGUUCCUUACGGUCUGCUGAAGGCAGCCCGGAAAACCGGCCAUCUUAACCUGUCCGGCCGAGGUCUGACAGAAGUCCCUCAGAGUGUGUAUCGUCUAAACAAUGACACACCAGAGGAGGCCCAGCAGAAUUUGUCCUUCGGAGAGACAGAUCGCUGGUGGGAACAGACUGACCUCACCAAACUGCUGCUUUCAUCCAAUCAGCUAACACAUCUGUCAGAUGACAUCAGACUACUGCCUGGACUCACUAUACUGGAUCUCCAUGACAACCAGCUGAGCAGUUUACCAAGCGCUUUGGGAGAACUACAGGAGCUCCAGCAACUGCGCCUCAGUCAUAACCAGCUGAGAUCACUGCCAGUGGAGGUGUGUACUCUCAAGAACCUCUGUAGCCUCACACUCCAACAGAAUCUGCUGGAGAGCCUGCCGGAGGAACUCGGACAGCUGGAGAACCUGACUGAGCUGGACCUGUCCAACAACUACCUGAAGGGCCUGCCAUCCAGCCUGGGCCGACUCACCUGUCUGCAGAAACUGAACCUGUGUCACAACAAGCUCAGUUGUCUGCCUGACUGUCUUGCCCAGCUCAAAAAUGUUAAGGUGUUGGACUGCAGCAAUAACCAGCUGACUGACAUUCCCGCAAGCCUAUCAGAGAUGCUUGCUAUGGAGCAGCUCUACCUCAGACACAACAAGCUCCGCCUCCUCCCAAAGCUCCCUGCACCUUUGCUCAAGGAUUUGUAUGUUGGGAACAAUCAGAUUGAGCAGUUGGAGACGGAGCAGCUGGCCUGCCUGACAGCCAUUUCUCUUCUAGAACUCCGAGACAAUAAGAUCAAAACCCUCCCGGAACAGAUUACCUUAUUGAAAACACUCACACGCCUCGACCUCACCAACAAUGACAUUGCCAGUCUUCCAGCAUCUCUCAGCCUGCUGCCCAAUCUGAAGGUGUUACUGUUGGAGGGAAACCCUCUGCGAGGAAUCAGAAGAGACCUGCUUACUAAAGGAACCACUGAACUCCUGAAAUAUUUGAGAGGAAGAAUCAAAGACAAGCCUGAGAGAGCAGAAGAAGGACAUACAGCCAUGACAUUACCCAGCCAGGCCAGGGUCAAUAUACAUAACAUUAAGACUCUUAAGUUAUUGGUGUACAGUGAGAAGCAGGCAGUUAAUAUUCCAGAUGAGCUUUUUGAUGCUGCAGAAGAUCAGGGUAUUACCACCGUUAACUUCAGCAAGAACCAGCUGACUGCCAUACCAUCCAGACUGCUGGAGUUCCAAUCCUCAGUGUCAGAUAUCAAUCUGGGUUUCAACAGACUGACCUGCUGUUUUCCUGACAUCAGCAAGUUACUGCAGCUGAUCCACAUCGACUUCAGGAAUAACCAGCUGAGUGAUUUACCACCUGAAAUGGAAAACUUAACUAAACUACGCUCCAUUACCCUCAACUACAACAGGUUCAAGUCCUUCCCUGAAGUCCUCUAUCAGAUAGUUUCGUUGGAGAUGGUGUUGCUUGGUAACAACCAGGUGAAUGGGGUGGACCCAUGUCGUCUGAUAAAGUUGGUUCAUUUGUCGACACUGGAUCUGUCAAACAAUGACCUGCUGAACAUCCCCCCUGAACUGGGCCUGUGUACCAGCCUCAGCUGUCUCAAAUUGGAGGGGAAUCCUUUCCGCACACCGAGAACAGCCAUCGUGGCCAAAGGAACAGAUGCAGUGAUGGAGUACCUCCGCAGCCGCAUACCUACAUGACCCCUGAUCACAGCUGAGACGGCCUCAGGGCCAUGAUCAACACGGAUCUUUUUUGGGCUUGCAAUUCCUCCUGCAAGUCGACAGUUGGGAUUUCAUCAGAUAUUGAGAAGCAAACCAGUAGCCAAAGCCAAACAAUGAAAAUCAGAAUUUCAAUAUAGCUGCAGUUACCUGGUUUGAGAUGGAUGAAUUUUAUGAAGAUUUCUGGACAAUCACAUGCAAUUUUAUGCCUACAUGUUGAAAAGAGCCAAUCACAAACACUUUUCUGAAUAAAGUUGUUGCUAAGAAUAAUAAGUAGAUUUGUUUAUGGUGUUGUAGUAACAGCUCAUGAACUAGUCCAAGCUCUGUAAGAAGUACUUUUCACAGUCUCAGCCACAGUGUCUAUUAAAACGCAGUUUUAAAGCAGAAACUCGUUUUGUCAGCCACUAUGUUUGGUGUUCACUCUCAAAAUAAGAUGUGCAUAGAAUAAAAAAAAUCUGUCACACCACUUCUAUGUUUCCCCCGUUUGGUCAAGUGUGGUAUGCUGACCUCUUUUUACCACCCAUCAUAUCCCAUGUUUAAAUAAACUGGAAAC
Molecule: messenger RNA, 2439 nt
Organism: Chelmon rostratus (copperband butterflyfish)
Lineage: Eukaryota; Metazoa; Chordata; Actinopteri; Chaetodontiformes; Chaetodontidae
Gene: lrrc40
Product: leucine rich repeat containing 40
Exons: 15
Coding region: 72-1868 (598 amino acids)
Molecular function (GO): protein binding
Source: RefSeq, a predicted model, not a curated record